Messenger RNA from Strongylocentrotus purpuratus (purple sea urchin), 3284 nucleotides. RefSeq lists its product as uncharacterized. The transcript has 2 exons. NCBI's taxonomy places the organism in Eukaryota, Metazoa, Echinodermata, Echinoidea, Camarodonta, Strongylocentrotidae. The record is from RefSeq and is a predicted model, not a curated record. The coding region runs from base 415 to 2874 and encodes 819 amino acids.
UAACCAUUAUUCAGGGAUGUGAGAGUUCCGCGUUUCCGCGAAUUUCCGCGUUUUUAGAUCGCCCCGUCGCGUUUUUAUUUUCUCCAUUGAAAAAAUCCGCGUUUUGCCCCAAGACAACUUAUUACUUUAAGGGUCUGCGAAUGCGAGACUAAUACAAAAGCAAAAGCGCGCGCGCGCGCCUGCUUCAAAGAUAGUACAGCGCCUGCAUCGAGUAUUGCUAGCUCAGCGCGCCGCGUGCGCCGGGCGUACCGUGCAUUUCGAUCGCUAUACUAUCUACGGUACGGUGUUUGCAUUGAUUCACAUGUCUUCGUGCAGUGUGCUAUUGAUUUUUGUUACGAUAUUUCAAUCAGAAUCGGCGUUCUCUUUUGGAAAUAUGUAUUACUUUCAAAGAAAAUCUGUGAAAUAUGAGACAACAUGGCAACUCGAGAUCGGAAUUUUAUUGAGCGAGGAACGAAAUUGGACUCGGAAUCAUUGGAGGAAGAUAAGCGGGAUCCACUGGUUAAAAAUCCAUGGAAAUGGUCUUGGAUGGACUUCACGCACAAAGAUCAAAAACUUUCUCACUCUUUCCGUCUUGUAAAAAAAGCUGGCUACGCCGUGUGCGUAGUGUGUGAUAAGGAGUGCAAAUAUGGUUCUCGUGGACGAGUUUCAUUGACUGAUCAUUUGGACUCUGUUGCACACCAAAAAGUUUUGAAACUGAGAGCAGCAAAUACUUUACUUCCAGGUCAAAAACAACCAAUGACUACUACAUCAACAUAUGGAAUUCACCCCAUGUUCAAAAAACAAUUGGAUAAGCAUGAACAACAGUUGAAAGGUGGACUCUCUGAGCCAAAUGUGUCAUUGCCCGACAGACAGGCAUAUGCAGAAGCAACCAUACUUGCGUUUACAGCUGAACAUUCCCUGCCAUUUUCAAUCGUGAAUGAUCUUAUUCAUCUUAACCAAGAACUUGCCAAAGAUAAACAAGUGCUCGAAAAUUUAUCAAUGGACAGAACUACAGCUUCGUAUAAGAUGACCCAUGGAUUAUCAAAAACAUUUCAUGAAGAACUCAUUGAGGAUUUGAAAUCCUCUCACUUCUCACUGAAUAUUGAUGAAUGCACAAGUGAGACAAAUCAACGCGUUGUAACUGUCCUAGUCAGUUAUUUUUCAGAGAAGGAGAACAAAGUAGUCACAAAACAUCUGUCAUCUUUUAAAGUAGUGACCGUAAACAGCGAGACUCUGUACAAUCAUUUAGUAGCUCUAUUUGAUAAGUAUUCCCUUAAAUGGGAGAACUUGGUUUCUAUUUUGAUGGACUCUUGUGCCGUCAUGCGCGGUUCAAAAAGUGGACUUGAAACACGCAUUAGAAGUAAGAAAGCUCCUCAGUUGCUUGACAUAGAUGGAGACUCAUGCCACCACGCACAUAAUGCUGCAAAAGCCUUCUGCCAUGGAUUUGAUAACUACAUCGAGGGACUUCUCAAUGACAUCUAUACUGAUUUCAAGUGGUCCAGUGACCAAAAAGAGGUCUUGCGUUUCAUCUGUGAUGCACUGGGCAUCAAAGCAACAAUUCCAGAGCGAUAUGUGCCCCAUAGGUGGCUUUCUGUAUACGAUGUUUGUGUAGAUACAUCUCGAUUGCUAGAUGCUCUGAUACUUUUUUACUAUCCCUUUUUGUCUGGAUCAGACAGUUCAACUUAUCUCCCAGUUGUUGAUAGCAUGUAUCAAAAACAUUCAAUCAGUGAAUCAGUAAAGAAGGAAAUCUGUAAACAUCAGUCUAAAAUGUCAAAUAAGACAAAAACAAUGACCCAGGCUGGAAAAGACCGUAAGAAGAGGAUUGUGAAGAAGCUGUUCCAUACCCCGAGUAAAACCAAAGUACUUCUCCACAUUUACACCUCCAUUCUUCCUAUGCUCAAGAAGUAUGUCCUGUAUUUUCAGUCUGUGACACCACUUGUCCACAAACUCAAUGACAAACAGCAGGAUUUACUGAAGGACUUUCUUGUAUGUUUCAUUAAACCUGAAAUCUUGAACACACAAGCCUUGCAUAAAGUAAAUGUGAGUGAGGAGAACAUACUACCUGACAAUGCGGUGUUCCUCGUCAGGUACAUCAAGGAGAAUUUACAGGGACCUGCUGCAAGUGAACUAGUGAACAAGCUAAAGACUGCAUAUCUGAAAUGUGGUCAAACCUUACAGAGAAAGAUGCCAGUGAACAACAAACUGCUGAGGUGUGCUUCAGCUAUUGAUCCAGCAUGUAGAGGCCACACAAUCACACUCCAGCGCUUACUCCAGCUACCACAAUUAGUGGCAUUUGCUCUGAAAGAUGUGCAAACUCAUGAAUAUGAGAAGGAAGCAAGGCAGUAUAAUACAGACAAAGAAAUUGUUAAUACAGAAGAGAGAAUAGACAUAUUCUGGAGUUCAUUACGAGAGAAAUAUCCAGUUAUGACAAGAGUGGCACUGGCACUGGUUAGUUGCUUUCAUGGACCACAGGUGGAGUCAUCUUUCAGUAUAAUGGGGAAUGUUCUAAACACUGAAAGGCCCAACUUGCACAUUGAAACAUUUUCAUCCAUACAAACAGUGAAGUAUGAGUUAACAGCAAGUGGAAAAUCAGGAAUCAGAUAUUUCAGAAGAAAAAAUUACCUGAAAGAUCAGGUAAAUCCCAAACUCUGCAAGAAUAUGAGAUCAGCAUACAAGUCAUAUGUACAGGAAAAGGAACACAAGUCUGGAAUGUCACAAACUGUACCCAGAAAGUCUGCUUGUCCUUCAAAGAAACAAACUAAGGAGAAAGCAAUUGAAGAUGCUGACAAGGCACGGGUGGAGCACACACAUAAACUGAUGAAGAAAGUGGAGAAAAGGAAAUCUGAAAUGCAUGAACUACCUUCUAGUAGCAAAAAAGUACUGAAAAAAAAAUGACUGGAGUAAAGAACUAGCAAAUGAGAAAUACUUAGAGCAUCAAAUACUUAACUUUAGGUACGUUAAUCAUUUUUUAUUGUAGACCAUAAUAGAAGAUGUUUCUGGAUUUGGUAUCAUAUGGAAUGGUGAAGAAAUUUAGUAAAUGAUGCUCUAUGUACUCUAUUAUGUAUAUUGUAAAUAAUAUGGAAAAUUAAAUGUUUAAAACAUUGUAAAAUUAUAAUCUUACCCCUAUGAAAUAGUGUUUUCUCUACAUUUUAAAAUGCAAAAACCUCUGGUUUCGGGGGGCUUUGCCCCCUCGACCCCCAUUAGGGGCUUUGUUCCUGGACCCCCAGCCAUUGGGUAUGAGUCUGCUCGCUACGCUUUGCAAAUCUCCUCUUUUUUUAGUUUGCUGCACUCACAUCCCUGAUUAU